Messenger RNA from Mesocestoides corti, 333 nucleotides. NCBI's taxonomy places the organism in Eukaryota, Metazoa, Platyhelminthes, Cestoda, Cyclophyllidea, Mesocestoididae. The record is from the annotation of a GenBank genome assembly.
AUGCAGACUCCACCCAAUAUGGCCUUCAGGGAUAAAAAACCAAAACAAAAGCAGCACACAGUGCUCCUUAAUUAUUUCUACGCAACACCGGACAGCUUGGCCGGCAUGGAUACCCAAAAGCCCGCUGAGGGCAAGGGCGGUGACUCGAGCCUUUCAUCUCUCUGCGAUGACUCAUUUGCCUCAAUUUCACACUCAACGGUGGCGAGUCAUCCGCCGCUGGCGUUGCCUCAACUACUCUCGUGCAUGUUCGCGAGCGCCGACUUUCAACUAAGCCGCGAUCGACCCUUCAAUUGCUCUUUCGGUUCGCGUCGCCUAACCCUGCAACCGUCAUAA